This is a messenger RNA of Prorocentrum cordatum, 3318 nucleotides long. Lineage: Eukaryota; Dinophyceae; Prorocentrales; Prorocentraceae. The record is from the annotation of a GenBank genome assembly.
CCGCCGUUCACGCACAUGGUCCAGACCAUGAUGCGCUGACCCCCCUCUUACGGGCCCCCUGCUCCGGCGGACCCGGCCAUCGCCAUCAGCGACCGCUUCUGGUUCGAGCUCCUGAAGGUGCGGCUCCCGGGCCUGGAGCAAGCCGGGUACUUCGAGGCGCACUACCGGGACCCGGGGGAAUUGGACGCCUUGGUCCGGAAGGCCUACUUCCUGCAACUCGUCGCGACGAACGAGCACAGCGGCAACUUCCGCACUUUCUUGCGCUUCUGGGCGAGGCUUCUGCACUACUACCGGACCUCGCCGCGCAACGCCAAGCCGUGCGGAGUGGCCGUGAUCCUGAGCCUCUCGCUCGUGUGCCGCUGCCUUCUGAAGCAGUUCGCGGAGAUCUUCAGCGCUCCCGAGCUCAUCUUCCAGCUGGAGCAGGUGCCCCACGUGCCGGGGGCUGCCCGGGCUGCCGCCGGAGAGGCCACGGAGCCCGCGGGCGAGGCCGGGGGCGGCUUGGUGGUGAGCUACCGCGGCUGGCGCGUCUCCGUGGAGCUCCCGCCGCCAGGCUCGGAGCCCGCCGCGGCGGCCGCGGCCUGCCUCGGCCCCCUGCUCGCGCAGUUCCCCGAGGACGCGGCCCUGCUCCGGGACGUGCCGCUCUGCGCGCUGCGGGCGGCCGCGGAGGGGGAGACCUUCGCCGCCGCGGACGUGGCGGAGCACGUGGCGGCGGCGGGCGUGCGGGAGCUGGUCGUGUGCCCCGGGGGCGUGCCGGCCGCGCGGGGCAGCGCGGUGCGGGCGGUGCUCCGGGAGGCGUGCGACUUCCUCGUCACCUCGUCCUUCGGCGCCGUGGGCGGAGCGGCGCCCGCGCAGGUGGACGCGAAGCCGGGCGAGGCGCAGCACCGGAACCUGUCGACCUCCCCGCACACCAUGCUGCUCCAGUCGGUCCUCCUGGAGAUCUGCCUCCUGCUCGCGGCCGUGGUGGCCCCCCGCUACGGCCCGCCCAGCGCCCGCGCGCUGGCCGGCGCCGGAGCCUGCCCGGCCGGCCUCUGUGCGCCGGUGCUCUUCUCGCGCGAGGAGUAUCGCUACCGCGAGUGGCCCAGGGGUGGCGGCCAGGCCGCCGCAGACGCCGCUGGGACCGCGGGCGAGCUCCCGCCCGCGUCCGGCGGCACCGAGGCCCCGCCGUCGGCGGCGCACGCGCCGGCGCCGGGCUGCACGGCGCCGCUGCCGCUGCUGAGCGCUUUGCAGGAGGUGCUGGAGGACUUGGAGGGUGGCAAAAUGGCCCUGGACAGGACGGGCGAGAAAUCCGACCUGGUGACCGCCAGCGACCUGGGUGAUCCACAGGAACAGUAUUUCUUUUCGAGGACAUCAGGUCUUGCUGCGCUAGCGCCUGGUUCGCAGCCCGCUGGCGUGCGCCCGUUCUGGCUCGCCGCGGGGCCCCGGGCGCCCGUCGGCAGCGGCGGCCAGGCGCAGUGCGUUCCGCAGUGCCAGAAGGGCAGCAGGGACGGCAACGACAUUAGCAAGAAGGCGGCGGAGGACGCGGGGGAGUCCGCCGCGGACGACGCCGCCGCGGGCUCGGACCGUCCUCGCACCGCGCUCGUGGACAGCGGCGCGGCGAGGCGCAGCCCGUCCGCUUUUUGGGUCUUCCGCGCGGCCCUCAUCUACGCGAAGGUGGUUGAACUUCGGCGGUGUCUGGAGGUCGCGUUCUCCGUGACGGCAUCCCUCCUUCGCGAGACCCCGCGGACGCCCACUGCCGGCCCGGAGCCCGCUGGGCAGGGGCGGGCCGCGGCCUUGUUGGCCACGCUCCUCAACUGCGUCUGGCUGGAGCCGCACGCGGCGCUGCUGCCUCGGCCGCCCACGGAGCUCCUGCGGCUGCUGGGCGGCGUAGAGCUACCCGGCGAGGGAGCGGACGCGGCGAACGAGGUGCUCCCGCAGGAGGCCGACGAGUCGGCGGCCGCGCGGGCGUCCGACGGCGCCGGGGGCCGUCUCGCGGCCCGCGCCCUGCUGGUGCUGCUCCUGCUGCUGUUCCACGACCCCGGGGCGCACCCGAAGGCGGGGGCCCGGGCGGUCUGCGACUCGAGCCGUGGGCGAGAGGACGGUCAGCGCGUCGUGCCGCGCGCCUGGCGCGUGGGGCGCGAUGGCGAGGCGGCGCCACUGGCGCGGGCUCGCGAGGUGGCCCGCGCGCUGGCGUCGCUGACGGACCCCCUCCUGGACUCCUCCGAGGACACGCCUCGGGCGCUCGGGGCCCCAGCAGCGGCGCCCAUCAACUUCGCCCAGCUGCUCAAGACGAUCCUGGCGCGCUUGAGUCAGGGCGUGUACCCGCUGCUGUUGUACUGUCUCGUCCAUCGCAACCCGAGCUUCCAGAGGUACUGCUUGUGCCGUGUGGACGCCGAGGAGGUGGUGUUGCCCAUCCUUGAGGUGCUUUACCAGGCGCCAGGCUCGGCGGAGUCCUUGGAAGAAUCCAUGCCGCCUGCGUCGGUGACAGCGCUGACUCUAGUAUUGCUCACGUUUACAGGGGACCGGGCCUUCUGUGAAGGGGCGUCCCGCAUGCACGUGCCACACGGGCGUUGGUCGCAUGGCAACUCCAGGCUUCUGAACGAUAUCACCGUGUCGUCUUUGCUGGUCGUCGUGCUUCUGCGCCUGGCCCACUGGAACUUCUCGGCCGGCAAGGACGCGUUCUUCAACAGGGCCAUCGCUGGCGUCCUCCAGAACCUGGCCUUCCACGGCGUGGAGCAGCUCCACUGGCACGCUGCGGACAGGCUGCUGGAGGUCACGCGGCUGCUGGCGCGCAGCGCCCUCCAGGCGCCCGCGCCGUGCGAGGCAGAGGCCGCCGCCGCCACCCCGCCCGGCGGAGCCGAGGAAGAGACCCAGGGCGGGCUACCAGUUGUCGGCGGCGGCGCUGGAGCACCGCAGUCACUGGCCGAGCAGCAUCGAACCAGGAUGGUCCGGGAGCUGCUGCGGGCGCUCCUGCGGCUGCUGUCGGGCUGCCUCCGGGUGCCCCUGGCCGCGCGGAACUGCUCCCUGGUCUGCGCGCUGCAGAGCUCCUGCCCGCCGCAGCUUGCCGCGCUGGAGGGGGAUCCGGAGUUCGGCGCGGCGCUGUCGCACGUGCGGAGCGCAGUGGCCUGGUUCAACGAGCAGUGCCCGCCGCAGGCGGGCGCGCGAAGGGGCGGCUCGGGGGUGGCGACCUCCAGCGAGCGCGGCCUUGGGGCACGGGGGCCGCCAGAGCUUCUGGCGGCUCCUGGCCCAGGCUCGCACGCACGACACCGGAUGCGCGGCCCUCCCCCGGAGGUGUGGCGCGCCGCGGGCGCCGUGCUGCCGGACCACGUCUGCUGGAGCCGU